AUGGUGAAGAAGCGCAAGCGUUCCGGCGACAAGGCAUCGGGAGGCCCCGGUGACAAGCCCGGCAAGGCCAAGGGCUCGGCCAAGGGCAAGGGCCAGAACAAGCCCGCCGCCAAGGGCAAGGCCGCCAAGGGCAAGGCCGCAAAGGGCAAGGCCGCAAAGGGCAAGGCCGCAAAGGGCAAGGCCGCCUGGGCUGAAAUGGUGAAGAAGCGCAAGCGUUCCGGCGACAAGGCAUCGGGAGGCCCCGGUGACAAGCCCGGCAAGGCCAAGGGCUCGGCCAAGGGCAAGGGCCAGAACAAGCCCGCCGCCAAGGGCAAGGCCGCCAAGGGCAAGGCCGCCAAGGGCAAGGCCGCCAAGGGCAAGGCUGCCAAGGACCCCAAGGGCCCCAAGGGUCCCAAGGGCCGUAAGGGCCGUAAGGGCGCAAGCAAGCGCAAGCGGUCGGGCGCCAGCUCGAUCUCGUCAGAGGAGGAGGAGCCUGCCGAGGACGACGAGUCGGCCGCGUUUGCACAGUGGAAGAUGACGACGGGGACUGAGAUUGAUGACGACGGCGAGGUGUCUGGCGAGCUGGCUAGCGGCUCGGGCUCGGGCUCGGGCUCUGACGACAUGGUCCACGAGGGCGGCGAGGAGGACUUCCUGGAGGGCAUGACCGGCGGUGUGCUUGGCGACGAGGAGGAGGACGUGCCGCGGUUUGCCAAGACCGGUGCGAUUGCGGCGCCGCUCUCUGCGCUCAAGCCGGGUGGCGACAUGUUCUUGCGGGCGCUGCGCGAGCGCACGCGGGCCGGCUACCGGUCUGCGCUCGACUACGGCGCGCCUGUGGAGACGUACGCCAGCGAGAAGCAGCUGAACUUUUUGAGCAAGCGCGACAAGUCGUCGGCAGGCAUUGUGGCGGAGAGCUCAGACGACGAGUCGGACGACGACAUGCACUCGCGCAACACGCUCGGCAAGAUCCCGCUCGAGUGGUACGACGAGUACGACCACCUCGGGUACGAUCUCGACGGCAAGCCGAUUGCCAAGACCGGCUCGGGCAUGGACACCAUCGACGACUACAUUGCACGGACCGACGAUCCCGAGUACUGGCGCCGUGUGUACGACGAUGCCACCCAGCAGAACAUCACGCUGAGCGUGAAGGAGAUGGAGAUGCUGCGCAGGAUGCAGAAGGGCCAGUUCGGCGACAUGUCGUUUGACCCGUACGAGGACUGGGAGCCGUUCUUCUCGCGCCACAAGAUGAUGCACCCGGUCUACAACAAGAUGCCCAACAAGGCCGCCUUUGUGCCUUCCAAGUGGGAGGCGCGCAAGGUCGCCAAGAUGGUCCGCAAGAUCCGCUCUGGCCGGGUCAAGCCCAAGAACGAGGUCAAGGCGCCCGAGGUCUUUGACGCCUGGGCCGACGAGGAUGCCAACCAGUCCCUGCGGACGCUCAACCAGCUCUCGGCGCCCAAGAUGCAGCUGCCCACCAACGCCGAGUCAUACAACCCGCCGGCCGAGUACGUGUUUGACGAGGAGGGCAAGGCCUCGUCAAAGGCCAUGCCGCACGGCAUGCGCUCGCUCAAGCCGCAAAAGUACAGCGCACUUCGCCACGUGCCGGCGUACAAGGACUUUUACCGCGAGCGCUACGAGCGCUGCCUCGAUCUCACCUUCUGCCCGCGCUCGCGCAAGGUCAACAGCCGCGUCCGUAUCGCCAAGCUCCUGCCCAAGGUUCCGGACCCGCGCGAGCUCCGCCCGUUCCCCACCCGCCUCUCGCUCACCUUCCGCGGCCACACCUCGAAGGUCCGCUCCAUCUCGGUCCACCCGUCCGGCCAGUACCUGCUCUCUGGCUCCAACGACGGCUCGGUUCGCCUCUGGGAGGUCGCCACCGGCCGCUGCCUUCGCAAGUGGUCGUUUGCCGGCGAGACCGUCGUGUACUGCGUCGAGUGGUCGCCCGCCGCCGCAACCCGCGCUUGCCUCGCCGCCGUCACCACCGGCUCGGCCAUCUACAUCAUCGCCCCGCUUGACAUUGCCUCGCCCGCCCUCCGCGCCGACACCAUGGCCAUGCUCUCGAGCGGCCUCGCCGACCUCGAGGUCGAGGGCACGUUUGAGCAUACCAAGCGUCCGAAGCGCAAGUCUGCGCGCGACUCGGAUGACGAGUCGGACAACGACGACGACGACGCCUCGACGGCCUCGUCGUCGGUCUCGGGCGAAGACGCCCCGCUCGACGAUGACGACGUCGGCGCGUCCGGCAAGGGCCCGGCUGCAGACGCCGAUCUCAAGCCGGUCCGCGACCAGGAUGCACACCAGGUGCCCAAGGCCGGCCACGACCGCCUUAAGACCGCCCGCUGGGAGCAGACUUCGGCCCGCAAGGUCAAGCAGGGCGUCUUCCUCCGCAUUGCCAUGCCGUCGCCCGUUCUCUCGCUCGCCUGGCACGCCAAGGGCGACUAUCUCGCCUCGGUCUCGCCCAAGGCCGCGGGCCGCAAUGCCGUCUUUAUCCACCAAGUCUCGAGCAAGCGCUCGCUGACUCCGUUUGCCGGCCGCGGCGGCUUUGUCCAGCGCAUCCGCUGGCACCCGUCCAAGCCGCUCCUGUUUGUGGCCACCCACUCCGAGAUCCGCGUUUACAACCUCACCCAGCAGAAGCUCAUCCGCCGCCUCAAGGUCACUGGCUCGUACAUCUCCGACAUGGUCAUCCACCCCGGCGGCGACAAUGUCCUCGUCGGCUCCUUCGACAAGUUUGCCAUGUGGUACGACCUCGACUACUCGUCGCGUCCGUACAAGACCUUCAAGUACCACAAGCUCGCCGUCCGCUCCGUCGCCUACUCGCCGCGCUACCCGCUCUUCGCCACCUGCUCCGACGACAACACCAUCCAGGUCUUCCAUGGCCGCGUCUACGCCGACAUGCUCUCCUCACCGCUCAUUGUCCCCGUCAAGAUCCUCGCCGGCCACAAGGUCGUCGACUCUAUCGGUGUCAUCGACAUCACCUUCCACCCUACCCAGCCCUGGAUCUUCUCCGCGGGUGCCGACGGCCUCAUCAACCUGUUCACCUAGAUUGCCCCGGCCUUUGAUCAAACCCACCAAAACGCCCAAUCGCCGCCGCCCCAGUCUGCAAAACGCACCCACAGCUCCCA
Messenger RNA from Thecamonas trahens ATCC 50062, 3089 nucleotides. Its product is annotated as ribosome biogenesis protein bop1. Gene Ontology annotation, biological process: maturation of LSU-rRNA from tricistronic rRNA transcript (SSU-rRNA, 5.8S rRNA, LSU-rRNA); ribosome biogenesis. NCBI's taxonomy places the organism in Eukaryota, Apusomonadida, Apusomonadidae. Gene Ontology annotation, cellular component: preribosome, large subunit precursor; PeBoW complex. The transcript has 2 exons. The record is from RefSeq and is a predicted model, not a curated record. Gene Ontology annotation, molecular function: protein binding; ribonucleoprotein complex binding. Bases 1 to 3009 code for a protein of 1002 amino acids.